AUGCUCACCGAGAUAUUCCUCCCCUGGGUGCUCAUCGCCAUCUCGGUGGUCUUCUUCUUCAUCACCAUCGCCAAGCUCGUCCUCGCCGCGGAUUUCGGAACGCUCCUAUCGCGCGAAGCCUUCAACGAGGCCUGGUUCGGCAACUUCUGGGCCUACCACGGCCCCAUCGUCAAGACCAACUCGGCACCGCGCGUCCUCCCUCUGCUCCAAGGCCGGGUCCGCCACGGACGGAUCCACGACGAACCCCGCUGCCCGCCCGUCAGCGGCACCGUGCUCGAGGUCGGCGCGGGAAGCGGCAUGUGGGCGGACGUCUUGGCCACCGUCACCCAGGACGCCAAGGGCCCGCUGACGAUUUACGGCGUGGAACCCAACGCGUACUCGGCGGCUGCGCUGAAGAAGCGGACGGAAGCCGUGGGCUUGGGAAAAGUGUACAAGGUCCUGCCCGUGGGCAUCGAGAGCCUCGGCGAGACGGAUGCCAAGAUUGGGCCCGAGAGCCUGGACUGCAUCGUCACGAUUCAGUGUUUGUGUAGCAUUCCCGACCCGGAGAAGAAUGCUCGGCUGCUGUACGGCUAUCUCAAGAAGGGAGGUAGGUGGUAUGUCUACGAACAUGUCAAGGCCGAGAACGGGUUUGUCAUGCCCUGCUUCCAGACCUUGACCAACAAGAUAUGGACCCGGUUCAUGGGGACCUGUAACCUCUGCCGAUCGACGGCCAACACGUUAGCUUCGCUCGGAGACUGGGAGGACUUUGAUCUGGCGGCACCGAUAAUGAAUCCUCGUGGCGGCGAGCCUGGUGCAGCCGACAGCUUGGCAUGGGCAGUAGCCAUGGUGGUGGAUAUCGAGGCUUGGGGCUGUUUACGAAUCCUCAAGAUUAAUACCACCAACCCCUCCAACUUCUUCUCCCCGAGCGGCAUCACGUGUACCUACCAACCUACCCAGACCACCGGGUCGAAAGGCUUCAAAAAUGUCGUCGUCUUCGAGCGCGACGAAAACGAAGCCGUCCGUGCACGAGACUGGACGAUCCUGAUCCACUGGGCCCUGCCGAUUCUUCGUGACCUGGUGCCUGAAGAAGUGUGGGCGGCGUUCCCUCGCGCCGUGUGUAACCCCAACCUCGACUUCAACCAAGACGUCGAAGUUCUCCCUUGCUUCAAUGGCGUCACCGGCGGCAUCCUCUUCAAGAGUCCCACCCCCGGCGCCCGCCGCGUUACCCGCCAACGGCUCCGCUCCGUGCUCCUCUCGGGCGUCGACGUCCGCUGGGGCAAGGCGCUGACGGCGUUGACGACCUCGAACGACGCCGCCACCCUGUCGUUCGCGGACGGAGAGACGUAUGCCGCCGACUUUGUGUUUGGCGCCGACGGCACCUCGUCGACCGUGCGGGAGCUGCUGCUUGGCGAGGAGGCGAGCAAACCGCGCCUCUCGGGGUUGAUGUUUGCCACGGGCAUCGUCAAGGAUGGCGAUACUGCCAAGAUUCAAAAGAUUGUGGAUGCGCACCCCGUCGCCGCCAUCAUGAUGGGAACGGAUUCCGUGGGCGGAUGCGGAGUAAUGUACGCCGACGACCCACAAGACAUUUCGGCUUGGUCGACGUUUUGGGUCAAGAUCUGGAAGGGAGAACCCAUCAAUCUCCGCGGCCUAGAGGCUAUCAACUACAUCAAGGCCAAUACCAAGGGGCUUUGCGAGCCGUUCCAGUCCGCCAUCGACUUGACACCAGACGAUAGCCAAUGUCAUAUUGACGAGAUGAAGUAUUGGAUCACCGUCCCCUGGAAUAACCACGCGGGAAGAGUCGCCCUAGCGGGCGAUGCCGCCCAUCCCAUGCUUCCUUACCCCAAGGACGCGGCUGCGCGGGAAAAGGUCAUGUCGGCCUUUGACGCCGAGUUGGUGGAAAGGUGCUCCAAGGCCGUGCAGCAGUCGCUCGAUGAGGCCGAGCGCUCCUUUUCUCUCGAAACUCGGGAGGAUUCCCAGGAGCAGCACAUCAUAGCACGGUGGGGGCUCAAGACGAACCGUUCCGACGCCCGCAGGGAUGGCAUCACUCUAUUUUCUGCAAUAAGCGAGCGAGCGAUGCCGAUCAAUCCUCCCGAACCCGUCGACACCGGCAAGAGCCCCAGCCCCACCGCGUCCGCGCCUGGUGCGGCUGCCAGUCCGGACUGGGCGUCGCGCUCCCCAGACCCGGCCAUCGAGGCCGCGACAGAACCUCCCGAGGAAGACGAGUUCCUCGAACAAGAGUACGAUGCCAGCUCCACCGCCACCACCUCCGUCACCUCGAGCGUCUACGCGCACACCAUCGAGCACGGCCGCCGCUACCGAAGCUUCAAGAAUGGCCGUUAUCCCGUGCCCGACGACGACAUCGAGCAGAACCGCGAGGACAUGAAGCAUGCCAUGUUGCUCGAGUUGACGGACGGCGCUUUGCAUUAUGCGCCUAUUGGUGACGAUCCUCAGCUUAUCUUGGAUAUUGGCACCGGCACCGGCAUUUGGGCUAUGGAUGCUGGCGACACAUACCCCAGUGCCCGCGUUCGCGGCAUCGACCUUUCCCCAUCCAACCCGUCUGGUGCCCUAAAACCCGGCGGCUGGGUCGAGCUCCAAGAACUGCACGGCGCCCCCAUGUGCGACGACGGCACCAUGCUCCCCGACGACCCGGUCAAGGCCCUGUACGACCUCGCCGCCCAGGCCUUUCUCAAGUUCGGCAUGAACGUCACCGUCACCUCCGAGCUCGAGCCCUUACUCCGCGAAGCCGGCUUCGAAAACAUACACUGCGUCGUGAAAAAGGUGCCCAUCGGGCCCUGGGCCAAGGACAAGACCCUGCGCCUGGUGGGCAAGUACCAGGAGCUCGCGGUGCAGGACAUCAUCCCCACCUUUGCCGGCAGGCCCUUUGAGGCCCUCGGCAUGUCCCAGACGGAGAGCCAGGUCAUGCUGGCCAUGGCGAGGAAAGGCUUGGCGGACCUGUCUAUCCAUCGGUAUUUCAACUACUACUUUUGGUUUGCCCAAAAACCGGAGGAGGUUUAG
Molecule: messenger RNA, 2994 nt
Organism: Parascedosporium putredinis
Lineage: Eukaryota; Fungi; Ascomycota; Sordariomycetes; Microascales; Microascaceae
Source: the annotation of a GenBank genome assembly